Molecule: messenger RNA, 1374 nt
Organism: Trematosphaeria pertusa
Lineage: Eukaryota; Fungi; Ascomycota; Dothideomycetes; Pleosporales; Trematosphaeriaceae
Exons: 4
Coding region: 1-1374 (457 amino acids)
Source: RefSeq, a predicted model, not a curated record
AUGGGAAAUCUCUGCCGCCUUUUCCGUAACCGACGCAGCGAACCUAUUACCAUACCUCAUACACCCUCGAGGUUGGAGCUCCUUCCCUACGAGAUUCGCGCCAUUAUCUUCAGCUUCCUGGGGUACGGUUGGAUGGAGGUCCGCACUGGUUUCGACCCCGGGGAUGCAUACACGCCGCCUCUGCGGUUCGCGCAUCAGCGACUCGAUAGCGAUGUAGGGCUUAAAACUCUAGCGCGUGUAGUCGAACUCGAAUAUGACUUGCGGUACAGCUACCCACUCCUAGAGCACACUAGCGUGCGAGUCCCUGAGGUCGACUACAUAGCCAGCCCCCCUGCAAUCGCUCCUCUGGACGUCUUCAUCGCAUAUCCAGUGACCGACGAGUUGAUACGGCUCCCCGGACGCUACUACGAGCCGGCAAUCAUGGCGGUUAACCGGAGCUUGACGACUGAUGCAAUGCAUUUUCUGUUCCGCGACAAUGUCGCGCUGUUCCAACAACCGUUGAUGGGAAAGCCCAACCCUCCGUGGGCGAUCCUGAAGACCUCAAACACGCACAUCCUAUGGGGGCCCCUCGCGCAUAUGACGAAGAUCUCUCUCGGCGAAGAGGUCGGGAAGUACGUGAGAAAGGUAUUUAGAAAGACUAUCAUCCUGCGAAGUGCGCUCCAAAGCUUCGGAGACUCAGUCCUUUUCAUCUCGAAGCACUGCCCCCGAUUGCAGUCGUUGGAUAUUAAUCCGAGCUCUGGGGUUCUCAAGCAGGCUUCGAAACGCGACUUGGAUCAACUGGCGCACGCAUGCGCGCAAGUCGUGCGGAAAUGCGCAGAGUUCAGGUGUUUGAGCAUCAGGUUCAAAUGUCUAGAGCCAUGUUCGCCCUCAGACCCCCAACUAGCGACGAAGAAACGGGAAGUGAGCUUGAAUAUUGACGAGUCGGAGGCGCAUGGCAAGGAGGCGCACGUUAAGGAGUGGGUGGUGCAGAUUCUGAAGCAAUUGGCAGAGGGCACCCAUCCUGAAGGAUCGACGAUUAGCUGUACUGCAGCUCGUAAGCGGGAUUUGAACCUCAAAAUCUACCAAAAAGGCAGCUAUCUGUGGGCCACACCGCAGAGUCAUGUUGGUUCUCAUUUCGUGAAAUCUCCGCUGGGGCUGAAGAACUACAAUACCGGACGGCAGCAUCCCUCCGUUCUUGCCGACCGUUCCGAUAUCCCUAUGUUGAACACGGGCUCGCCCCUCAUCCUACGUCACUGUAUUCCUGCCAACGUUGCACAAGGCUACGCAGACUCUCGCAGCUUAGUCUGCCACAACUACGCUUUUGGAAAAAGGCACGCAGUCGCUCCUUCGGCCGGCUAUCGGAAAACCUCGGCCGCUUUGAGGGAGCUGAAUUGA